This is a messenger RNA of Antechinus flavipes (yellow-footed antechinus), 1107 nucleotides long. It is a transcript of the gene IL12A, whose product is annotated as interleukin 12A. The transcript is spliced from 6 exons. Gene Ontology annotation, molecular function: growth factor activity; interleukin-12 receptor binding. Lineage: Eukaryota; Metazoa; Chordata; Mammalia; Dasyuromorphia; Dasyuridae. Gene Ontology annotation, biological process: immune response. The coding region runs from base 266 to 889 and encodes 207 amino acids. Gene Ontology annotation, cellular component: extracellular region. The record is from RefSeq and is a predicted model, not a curated record.
CCGGAGACUUAAUCCGAAAGAGAGCCCGGCUCGAGCCGGCUCCACGUGAGACUGAGAGCUGAGGUAGAGAAAGCCGGAGCUUGGGAGAGACAGACAGACAGAAAGAAAGACGAGAGGAGGGGGAGGGGGCGAGAGGAGCCCCAGAGGAGCCGGGAAAGUCCCGACGCUCACUAUAAAAGGGCCGCCCCCCGGUCACCUUCCAUCAGGCUCCCACCUGCGCUACCGCUCCCAGCCCGGACUCGCGUGUUCCCGCUCCGCUCCCGUCAUGGGCCCACGUCGCGACGCUCAGCUCCAAUAUAUCUUCCUCAUUGCCAUAACUAUUGGCCUUAGCCAAAUCAACUGGGUCAAGAGCAUCCCUGUGAUCCAGUCGGAACCCAGCAUGCACCAGUAUCUCAGAGGCUCCAAGAACCUACUGGGGACCGUAACUGACACUCUUCAGCAGGCAAGACAAAAACUUGAACUUUACUCUUGUUCCUUGGAAGAGAUUGAUCACGAAAAUAUCACCGAAAGCAACACAGUCAGGGUCUGCUUACCCCCAGAAUUAAUCAAGAAUGGAAGUUGCCUGGAUCCCAGAGAGAAACUUUCCAUUAAGUUGUGCCUUAAGAGCAUCUAUAAGGAUCUGAAGACUUAUAAGACUGAGUUUAAAGUGAUCGAGGAAACUCUUGAAAAGGACCCUACAAGGCAGAUUUCUCUGGAUCAAAAUAUGUUGGCUGCUAUUGAUGAGAUGAUGCAGGCCCUGAAUUUCAACAGUGGAAACGUGACAGUGACCCCUUCACCCAAAGAACCUGACUUCUACAAGGCUAAAGUCAAGCUCUGCCUCCUCCUUCAUACUUUUAGAAUCCGGGCUGUGACCAUCGCUAGAAUGAGCAACUACCUGUUCUUGUUAUAGGGCUCAUUACCCAAUGCCUUCAGGCCUUUGGGAUAAGCAGAGAUCCUGAAGAUCACCAUCAUGGGAAUUCCAGUGAAAUUUCCAUGAGAUAUUACCCAAUAGCAGUUUUUAUUGGGAAUGAUUUGGGGAAUUAGGGAAAGGGUAGAAUCAGCUGGGUUCUGUAUCAUUUUGCUUAAAUUAUUUUAUUUAUAUUGCCUUUGUUUACAUUCUCCAUAGCA